Molecule: messenger RNA, 931 nt
Organism: Hibiscus syriacus
Lineage: Eukaryota; Viridiplantae; Streptophyta; Magnoliopsida; Malvales; Malvaceae
Product: transcription factor MYB14-like
Exons: 3
Coding region: 94-897 (267 amino acids)
Source: RefSeq, a predicted model, not a curated record
UUUUGAGCUUAUAUGAUCUGUUCUUGCCAUCUCCAUUACAGAGCUAACAAGCCAACAACAGCCCAGAUUUGUUAAGCUUUUGGAGAGAAAACAAUGGGGAGAGCUCCGUGCUGUGAGAAAAUGGGAUUGAAGAAAGGUCCUUGGACACCCGAAGAAGAUCAGAUUCUCAUCACUUACAUUAAUCUCUACGGCCAUGGCAACUGGCGAGCACUCCCCAAACAAGCUGGUUUAUUGAGGUGUGGAAAGAGUUGCAGGCUUCGUUGGAUAAACUAUUUGAGGCCAGACAUUAAACGAGGGAAUUUCACCAGGGAAGAAGAAGAUACCAUUAUCGACUUACACAAAACGCUUGGUAAUAGAUGGUCGGCAAUCGCGGCAAGAUUACCGGGACGAACAGAUAACGAAAUAAAAAAUGUUUGGCACACCCACUUGAAGAAGAGGCUGAAACCGAACCAUGGUUCCAAUGACAACAAACGACAAACCAAACCCAACCUCGAUUCAUCCAAAGAACAACAACCCAUGGAUUUUCUAAGAACGACUGCAGAUACGCCAGGUUCCCCACCAGAAUCGACCAGCGAGGUUUCCACAGUAACCACAAGCGAAAACAACAGUAACAUGUGCACGACCAAGAUUGAAACACACGAAGAUCACGUGUCUGAGAUCGACGAGAACUUCUGGUCGGAAGUAUUGUCGGCCGACAAUUCAGGCAUGGCCGGCGAUUUUCGAGUUUUCGGUUCGGACACGCAACUUCAUCAUCAGUACUUUCCAAGCUCACCAUUACUAAAGUUGGAACCGGUCAAUGACUACGGUACAACUAUAUAUGAAUCGGAUACUAACAUGGAUUUCUGGUAUAAUCUUUUUGCUAGAGUUGGGGAUUUAUCAGAAUUACCAAAAUUUUGAGUUGCUAGUUUAGUUAUUGUAAUUAACUUAUGGA